AUGGCGGCUAAGUUUGCUCUUACAGCUGCUGCAGCCCUGGCAGUUUCACUCUCUGCCGUCUCGGCGCAAACCUUCCAGAGGCUCGGCACCUGCCCCACGCUGGGGUGCAUUCUUCCCCCAGACCAGCAGGACUUCCUCCCGGGACAGCAGUUCGACAUCCGAUUCGAGGUCCACGCUCCCGUCAACGGCUCGGAGGCGUUCAACGGAGGAGUUCCCGACGACAAGUUCACCGUGACGAUCGAGAAGGACGGCGCGGCUGCAAAGAGCGUCGCCGACUUCUUCAACAAGAAGGAAGCGGACCUCGAGACAUGGAAGUUCUCGUGGUUCGAGGACCUCUUUGCCCAGGAAGCAAAGUCCCCGUCGGUUGUCAAUGUGGCGUCGAAGGUGUACCGCCGCGUUGCUCUGUAUGAGCCGGGCGAGUACACCAUCACUCUCAACUACUACGAUGGGAAGAAGACGGUAGCUCACUGGACCGUGCGGCCUCUUGCUACCAAGAAGAGAGCAAAGAACGUCAUCUUCUUCAUUGGCGACGGAAUGACGUCCAACAUGAUCACGGCGGCACGUCUCCUGGCACACAAGUCGGUCAACGGCAAAUACCAGAGCCUCCUAGCUCUCGACAAGUUCCCAGUCUUGGGUCAUCAGAUGACUCACUCCAUCGACAGUUUCAUCACGGACAGCGCGAACUCGGCCUCGGCUCUGUACUCGGGUCACAAGAGCACCGUCAACGCCAUGGGUGUCUACGCAGACUCGUCUCCUGAUCUAUUUGAUGACCCCAAGGUUGAGACGAUUGUGGAGCUCCUCAAGCGCAUUUGGGGCUCUGCAUGGGGUGCUGUCUCGACUGCCUUCCUGGCGGAUGCCACGCCGAUUGCGCUGACCUCCCACACGCGGUCUCGGUAUGCCUACGGCCCGCUGAUCGACCAGGCCCUGCACGGCCUGACAAACUACUCGUGGACCAACCACGGCGGCCCUGAUGUCUUUUUCGGCGGAGGUGCCGAGCAGUUCCUCCCUGGGUCCGACUCGUACCUCGGCAAGGACUACUACGCCGAGUUCGCCAAGAAGAACUACUCCGUCAGCCUGAACAAGACGUCUCUCCUCCAGGCCUCAAACGACUCCAGGGCGCUCGGCAUCUUCUGCAAGUCCAACCUCCCCGUCUGGCUGGACCGCAACGUCUUCCCCGAGAACCUGGACAGUCUGACCAACGACCCCGCCGGCAACAAGGCCUCCGCCACCGACCUCCCCGGCCUGAAGGAGAUGACCCUCAAGGCCAUCGACGUCCUGCACACCAGGGGCGGCAGCAAGGGUUUCUUCCUUAUGUCCGAAGCCGCCUCGAUCGACAAGCAGAUGCACGUUCUCGACUACGACCGCGCGCUGGGCGACCUCCUCGAGCUGGACGACACUGUGGGGGCCACGAUCCAGCACCUCUCAGACCUGGGCAUCCUAGACGAGACCCUCAUCGUCGUCAGCGCCGACCACGGGCACGGCUUCGACGUCUUCGGCAGCGCCGACACCAAAUACCUGGCGGCCAAGAAGACGGACCGCGAGAAGCGCGGCGCCGUGGGCGUGUACCAGAACUCGGGACUGUCGCAGUACACGGUGGAGCAGCCGGGCGUCAGCUACAACACUGGGCCCAACUUCCCCGUCAAUUGGGACCCGCGCUACGUCAUCGCGUCGGGCCUCGGCGCGAACCCGGACCACCGCGAGAGCUACGGCCUGAACAAGGAGGGGUCGCGUCUGCCCGCGACCAGCGUCGGCGGCGCCAACUUCGUCAACCCCGCCGAUAACCCCGACGGAUUCAUCGUCAACGGCACCUUGCCUACUUCCGAGGCGCAGGGCGUGCACAGCUUGACUGACGUCCCUGUCUACGCGCUGGGGCCGUGCCAGGAGGUGUUUGGUGGCACGUACUCGAAUAUUGAUGUUUUCUAUAAGAUCGCCGACUGCCUUGGUCUCGCGCAGCCGACGAACAGGACGACCUGCGCCAGGUAA
This is a messenger RNA of Phialemonium atrogriseum, 1983 nucleotides long. RefSeq names its product putative alkaline phosphatase. The transcript is spliced from 4 exons. Gene Ontology annotation, molecular function: alkaline phosphatase activity. The record is from RefSeq and is a predicted model, not a curated record. Gene Ontology annotation, biological process: dephosphorylation. NCBI's taxonomy places the organism in Eukaryota, Fungi, Ascomycota, Sordariomycetes, Cephalothecales, Cephalothecaceae. The coding region runs from base 1 to 1983 and encodes 660 amino acids.